AUCUUGGAACGGUUGUAUACCAUAGAAUCUGAGAUCUUACAGAUUGACGAAGCUAUUGCCAUUCAGGGCAACAAUGAUAUAGAGCCAAGUGCUGUAGAAGACCAUCAAGCAAAACCUUUGCUGCUAGGGGUAAAGUUCCUAGAUCCUCUUGUAGGACUAGUUGUCUCAGGCAUGAUCCUUAAAGCUGGACUUCAAACUGGUUACCAGAGAGCCUUCAACUUCACAUUUUCCACCCACUAUAAUGGACUAGCAAGGAAAUGCGAAGGGAACAGAUUACUAAAACAGUACAGCUUCCUCGGAGCAAAAUGGUGUUGA
Molecule: messenger RNA, 315 nt
Organism: Ilex paraguariensis (yerba mate)
Lineage: Eukaryota; Viridiplantae; Streptophyta; Magnoliopsida; Aquifoliales; Aquifoliaceae
Source: the annotation of a GenBank genome assembly